CGGGUAGACCUGUCACAAACGCUCAUACGAGUCGGGCGAUAGAUCCUUCGAACCGUGAUUUGGAAAACAUACCUAAGGGAUUUACCGCACCGAGCAACACUCUCUUGGACUAAGCGAGGAUUAAACGCCACCAAGGCGCCUCUAGAGGACUUCUUCGUGGGAUGUGGAUGUAACAAUCUGCGAUUCUAAGUAGAUAAUGUCGAACAAGACGCCAAAUUGAGCCCGUUUGUUUAUGUGACAGAGGUAAAUUUAUAAGUUGAGUCAAUAGUUACUUCGCAUUUGGUGCUCGAUGUCAAUGAGGCAAGCAUUAAGCGACGAAGUUUUAACUCAGAAAUUAACUGAGAAAGAUGUGUUCAAGAUCAAGCUGUCUUUAUCGUGUUUGUCGAAUAGAGUAUUUGUGUGUAACGCGGUCGCGAAUUUGUAUAUCUGGCAACCACCAAGCGCGACGAAUCCUUCAAACGUGUGGCAGUAUGUACGAACUGGUAUCCCCGCUAUAGUCGUUAGCAGUGGCCAUAGCGGUGAUCGAAAUCCUAAAGGGAUGUAUGUUUGCUUGGUCGAGCGACAGAGUGGGUUCUGUGUCUGGAAAGAGUCUAUAACAGCGAAUUCCAACUAUAGGGAACAACAGAAGAAUUUCCAUGUUAUGGCCGUUGCGAGCGAAGUCGGCACAAUGGCUGGUUUACGCUUCGCCGAUGAAGACUCGGCAGGAUUAUUUUACAAGGAUGUCACUUCGAAUUUAGACUGGAUUCUGCAUCAUAGAUCAAUGCCGGAUCUUCAUGAGUUAGAUUUAAGCCAUGGUUUGAAAGAGAAAUCGAAGAAAACACGUAAACUGAAGAAGAAUGAAAUUUCAAGUCCGUGCUUAUUUAGUCAUGUUACCAGUAUUACAACAGCGACACAAGUUAGCGAUGAAGUCGAUUCGAAUACAAGUCACAGUGACAGUAAUCACGACUCGAAAAGGGUUAUGAAUGGACACAGCAAAACUUCAAAUAUACGAAGAGCUUUUAGUAUGUCAAAGAAACGAAGGUAAUCUUUGCGGUUUGUACGACUCGCGCUAAAACCGUGCCGUGAUAUAAACACUACACAAAUAUUUCUAUUGAAAGCCAUUGUUAUUUGAAAAUGUAAAUACAUAAAUUUAGAUUUGUAACAAGGGUUUUUAAAAUAUUACCCGAUUUCUAUAAAAGUAUUCGCCUUUUCGUAAUGUGUCUGGUUAUAGUUUCGUUUUAAAAGAACGAUUGUUGUAGAGCCACUUCCAGAUUAUCAAAGGUAUUUUAUGUAUAAUCUGAAUGACAACAAAAGCCUCCAUUUCCUCCCGAAAUUACUGACACAAUUUCCUUUAUGAGGAUCUCGGAUGAAAUUACAGGCUUACAAAGUAAUAUGCUACUUCCAUUUUGAUAAAAUACCACUUCAAGCAAAUUUACUAAAAUUAGUUUGCUUUAUAGAAAAGCGACUUUUUCAUAUUUAACAUACAUUUUCAAAUGUUCCCACCUUUUCAUAACUACAUAUUCUUAGCCUGGGUAUUUAUAUGAACGUCCCAGGCAAACAAUAUAAGAUAGCCCUUUCGCGUGGUGUUUUUCACUUUCUUAUAUUACGUACUUUGCAUAUUACAAGGUCUUGUGGUUAUAAUGUAUUGUAAAUUGCGUCUUGUAAUAAUAUACCGCGUCUCAUGUGUAUAACAACUGUGAAAUAAAUCGUUCAUAAAUUUU
Molecule: messenger RNA, 1700 nt
Organism: Nematostella vectensis (starlet sea anemone)
Lineage: Eukaryota; Metazoa; Cnidaria; Anthozoa; Actiniaria; Edwardsiidae
Exons: 1
Coding region: 290-1024 (244 amino acids)
Biological process (GO): regulation of transcription by RNA polymerase II
Cellular component (GO): nucleus
Molecular function (GO): RNA polymerase II cis-regulatory region sequence-specific DNA binding; DNA-binding transcription factor activity, RNA polymerase II-specific
Source: RefSeq, a predicted model, not a curated record